Molecule: messenger RNA, 1217 nt
Organism: Humulus lupulus (European hop)
Lineage: Eukaryota; Viridiplantae; Streptophyta; Magnoliopsida; Rosales; Cannabaceae
Product: probable 2-oxoglutarate-dependent dioxygenase At3g50210
Exons: 12
Coding region: 53-1048 (331 amino acids)
Molecular function (GO): dioxygenase activity
Source: RefSeq, a predicted model, not a curated record
AAUAAGGGAGUAAGUAGCAUCGUCUGUUCAUCAUCACAACACCACAGCAGCCAUGGCCACCGAUUUCAAGUCCAUCCCCAUAAUUGAUAUUAGUCCUCUCUUGGCCAAGUGUGAUGAUCCAAAAAUGGCCGAAGACCCAGGUGUUUCUGAUGUUGUCAAACUAUUAGAUCAAGCUUGUAGAGAAGCUGGCUUUUUCUACGUGAAGGGGCAUGGUAUGCCAGAUUCUCUUUUUAAUGAUGUAAAAGAACAAACCCGGAAGUUUUUUGGUCUUCAAUAUGAAGAAAAAGUUAAGAUCAAACUGACUCCUGCCGCUGGAUACAGAGGAUAUCAAAGGGUUGGAGAAAACAUAACCAAAGGUGUACCAGACAUGCAUGAAGCUAUUGAUUGCUAUAGAGAGCUAAAACCAGGGGCUUAUGGAGUUCUAGGCAAAGCUAUGGAAGGGUGUAACCAAUGGCCACUAGACCCCCCAAAAUUCAAGGAUAUGAUGGAAGAAUACAUCAAUCUUUGUACAGACCUCGCAAGAAACAUAAUGCGUGGAAUUGCUUUAGCUUUGGGUGGAUCGCCAUACGAAUUUGAAGGAGACAGAGCUGGAGAUGCAUUUUGGGUAACUCGCAUCAUUGGUUACCCUGGAAAAUCCUCUGAAAAUGGCCAAGAGAAGCCUAUACAUGACAUUGGAUGUGGAGCUCACACUGAUUAUGGUUUGUUAACAUUGCUUAAUCAAGAUGAUGAUAUAACUGCACUUCAGGUGAGAAACCGAUCAGGCGAAUGGAUAUCAGCUCCUCCUGUUCCAGGAACAUUUGUGUGUAACAUUGGUGACAUGUUAAAGAUUUACUCAAAUGGCUUGUACGAAUCAACUUUGCAUAGAGUUAUCAUUAGCUCAGCCAAAUAUCGGGUUUCAGUAGCAUAUUUUUAUGAGACGAAUUUCGAUGCAGCUGUUGAGCCUUUGGAUGUAUGCAAAGACAGAGUAAUUGGUGAGGCUAAGAAAUUUGAGAGAGCUGUUUAUGGAGAGCAUUUGGUUAAGAAGGUUCUCUCAAAUUUUGUGUAUUAAGAUCUUUCUCAUCAGCUUAAGACAUUUUGUGCUAGCUGUUACUAUAGGAGAUUAUUCUAUGUUUUUAAUUGUUUGUAAUCUAAACAUAAUUUGUACUUAGUAUUGAAUAAGAUAACACAAGAAAAUAGCACAGAACACGUGCAUGGCCUUUGUUUUUUCGAAAAAACAA